UGAUGGAGACGUCAUGUCUGUGAUGAACCACUCGUGUAAUAAAUUAGUGAAUAUCUGAUGCAAAACAACGACUGUUUUGAUCCGUAAAGUGAUAGCAAAUCAACUAAAAAAAUGAAUAAACUAUUGACCAAACAAUUAGUCAAAGCAUUCAAUCAUUUGUCGAUCAGUUAUCGAUGUCAACCACUGAUGGAUACUGAGAUGAUAUACGGAUCUAUUGGUCGACGACUACCAUUGAAUACAACCUCAAAGAGAUUUGCCGGUCACUCGAAGUGGAAGAAUAUUCAGCACACAAAGGCAUCCAAAGACGCAGAGAAGUGCAGAACAACUAAUCGUAUGUUAAUGAAACUGAAGAUUGCAUUGAGAAAUCCCGGCGGCGCUGAUCCCAAAUUGAACCGCGACUUCGGAGAUGUGAUGGAUAUGUGUCGCAGAGCUAACAUACAGAGCUCGACAUUAGACAAGUGUAUCAAACGAACACUUGAGAGGAAAUCGGUUCCCUUAAAGAUGGAGAUAUUGGGACCAAACGGUGCACUACUCAUACUGGACGCCGAAGCCGACAACAAGAAUGCUCUCAGAUAUUCAGUCAAAUCAGUGCUCAAGAAGUUCAAAGGUUUUGCUUUUGCUGACGAAGGAAGAGCUGCAUUUGCUUUUGAAGAGAAAGGUAUUGUUCGGGUGAAGGAUAAGGACACGAAAGGCGAGUCAAUUAGUUUGGAAAGAGCUGAAGAAAUAGCCAUCGAAGCCGAUGCUGAAGAGGUGAAACUGUGCAGUGAAGAUGAAUCGGUUCUAUUGUUUGUUACGGAACCCUUAUUUUGUCACAAAACUAAAAAAUACAUCGAAGACAAUACCAAUUUAGAGGUGAUUGAGGCGGGCAUUGAAAUGAUACCACAUAUGAGGGUAGAGUUGCCCGAAGAGACUUUCCAAGAGGUUGUCACUGCUAUACAAGAGUUGGAAGAUUUAGAGGAAAUCAACAAAGUUUUCAAUAAUGUUAGCUGAAAAUGAUUUUAAUAUUUUAUUAUAUAAUCUGUUAAAUAAUAUGUAUAUUGUUGGCCAAAAAACACUUUACAUAACAAUAAAUUUUUUAAUUAAC
This is a messenger RNA of Oppia nitens, 1084 nucleotides long. Its product is annotated as translational activator of cytochrome c oxidase 1-like. NCBI's taxonomy places the organism in Eukaryota, Metazoa, Arthropoda, Arachnida, Sarcoptiformes, Oppiidae. Bases 112 to 990 code for a protein of 292 amino acids. Gene Ontology annotation, cellular component: mitochondrion. The transcript has a single exon. The record is from RefSeq and is a predicted model, not a curated record.